This is a messenger RNA of Polyodon spathula (Mississippi paddlefish), 2487 nucleotides long. Its product is annotated as microtubule-associated protein tau-like. Gene Ontology annotation, cellular component: neuron projection. The record is from RefSeq and is a predicted model, not a curated record. NCBI's taxonomy places the organism in Eukaryota, Metazoa, Chordata, Actinopteri, Acipenseriformes, Polyodontidae. Bases 1 to 2403 code for a protein of 800 amino acids. Gene Ontology annotation, molecular function: microtubule binding. The transcript is spliced from 11 exons. Gene Ontology annotation, biological process: microtubule cytoskeleton organization; neuron projection development.
AUGUUGAUUAAAAACAUGAUUGGUAUUAACCCUCAUCCACAAUGUGGUUAUUAUUCUGCUUUUCAAAAACUAGAGGAACUUCCAGCAGGAACCCAAAGUCUAACGGAGAGCUGGAAGAUUAAAGGUCAGGAUUAUGUUGAGGACGAGAUUGAGGUUGGGAUUCAGUCUGCUAACCAAGCUGUUCCGGGACAGUUCAUAAAGACUGACGCUCCAGAAUCUUCAUUUGGGAACGAGGAGCAGAUGCUGUUGGGUUCUGCAGCUAUAGGCCAUGAAAAGUAUGAGACCGAGUUGAAAGAAAGUCCCUCUGAUAAAAUUUCCCUGGAAGACACUCUUACAGAGGAUGAUGAUCUUCAAGCUUAUGGAACUCUGAAAUCUGUGAAACGUGAUCAUUUACCAGCAGAUGUCAGCAGUGACAACCUUGCCAUGGAGGAGGCCAGCCAUGCAGUUCAGAAGCCUAGCGUACCUGAUAAGAAUGGUCAGUCACUGUCACCAACUGGAGGAGAAGAUAAUGGGUUGUCCCUUAAGUUGACCCCAACUGAGUACAAAAACGAAGCUGGUUCACACUUCUCAGAUCAGAAAUCGCCCGAAUUCUUAAAUAUUCAUGACCAUUCCGAUUUAAUCAGAAACAAAGGGCUUUCUUUCGAUUACACAGAAUCCUCCCAUCAAGCUGAAGAUGCCCAUAAAGAUUCAGCAGCUGAAGCAGUUGAGCGAGAAGAAAGGCCUACAGAGAUGCCAUCAGAGCAUGAAAGUGCUGACUCUUGCCACGAGGAUUCGAUAGAAUCAGAGGCAUCUCCAAAUACAGAACUGGAUGCCAAGAGGGAACUCUCUUCUCUGGUCGCAGCGUCAAGCUUUGAACAGGAGGAAGAAGCUAUGAAUGUUGUGGCCUGCACUUUUACAACCACCAAUGAGGAAACUGAACCCAAGUCAGAAAAAGAUGAAGAAAGAAAACCAGAUAAGGACUUGUGUGCCUUAGAAACAGGGUAUAUGGAGAGCACAGAUGAAGACCUUAUUGCUGCCGUCAAAGCAGCUCAAAAAACAGACAGUGAAGCAAAAUCUGAUCUAACUUUAGAUACAUCUGUUGAAGAGAAAAGCGUAGAGGCGUUAGAACAGGGUGAAAAUAAGGAAUUCCAUCUAGUAACAGUGGCUAAAGAGAGUUUAGAACAACAUGCAGAAGAAGAUACCCAAAAAGACGCAUCUGCAUCACCCAAGGCUAAUGCCACAUUUCAGAAAUUACAGAAGAGGGAGGCUUCUCCAGCAAGAAAAACAGGCGUUCCAGUCUUACAGAGAAAAGCUAGUGCUAAGGCUGAAGGUGAUAAAGAACAAGCCGUGGCUGCUGAUAAAAAGGGAAAGACGCCCACACCAUCUUCUGCUAAAGCUAGAGCCACCCUCACCCCAAAACGACCCUCCUCAAUCACAACAACCCCUUUGAAAAAAACCUCCAGCCCGGCUUCGUCCACACCUGCUUCCUCCUCAGUCACUGCCAAAGCCACCAGUGCAGAAUCCAAAGAGGUGAAGGCAAGGGGAGUGGAGGCGAAGAGUGAUGUGAAGAGCCCAGCCUCCAGGCCACCAGGUGGUGCUAGAGCGCCUGCUAGUGGAAGCAGAAUCCCUGCCAAAACACCCACUGCCGUAGCUCCAAGAGGACCCUCUGCUGGUUCUCCUGCUUCUAAGGCAGAUGACAGAAAACCGGGGACUGGAAAAUCUGAUAGAGAUUCCCCAAGGACCCCUGAGCGCAGUGGCUACAGCAGCCCAAGUAUGCCCAAGUCUCCUUCCAGCCGCUCCCACCUGCCGCCAGGAGGGGCCACCAAGGAGGUGAAGAAGGUAGCCGUGGUGCGCACUCCACCUAAAUCCCCGGCUUCCAUCAAAAACAGGACCCCCGUGCCCCUGGCCCCGAUGCCGGAUCUGAAAAACGUGAAAUCCAAAAUCGGAUCAAUUGAUAACAUUAAACACCAGCCGGGAGGCGGGAAGGUGCAAAUAUUAAAUAAGAAGAUGGACUUAAGUAAUGUUCAGUCUAAGUGUGGCUCCAAAGACAAUAUCAAGCAUCUCCCUGCAGGUGGCAAUGUUCAAAUAGUCCACAAAAAGGUCGAUGUGUCUAAUGUGUCAUCAAAAUGUGGCUCCAAGGACAACAUCCGUCACAAACCAGGUGGUGGCAAUGUGGAGAUCAAAAAAGAGAAGCUGGAUUUCAAGGUCCAAUCAAAGAUCGGAUCUCUCGAUAACAUCGGGCAUGUUCCGGGAGGAGGACAGAAAAAGAAGGAGAAGGUGAAAGAAACGUCAAAGAGCUUGAAAGACGCCUCACAAAACGGGGACUGUCAGAGUCCCAGCCCCAGUACAGGGUGCCAGUCCCCAGUUAGUGAGUCGGUCAUUCCUGAGGAAUCCCCUGUGUUACAAGCUGAGGACUCCAAUUGAAACUCACAAGCUGUCCUUCCGCGAAACAGCCAAAGCCCGCACUGACCACGGAGCUGAGAUCGUCUACAAAUCACCCACUGCCUC